Messenger RNA from Thyridium curvatum, 1986 nucleotides. RefSeq lists its product as uncharacterized. The record is from RefSeq and is a predicted model, not a curated record. NCBI's taxonomy places the organism in Eukaryota, Fungi, Ascomycota, Sordariomycetes, Thyridiales, Thyridiaceae. The transcript has 2 exons. Gene Ontology annotation, biological process: transmembrane transport. Gene Ontology annotation, molecular function: transmembrane transporter activity. The coding region runs from base 1 to 1986 and encodes 661 amino acids.
AUGGUCCGCACCAACGUGGUGAGCACCAAAGCCGGCACGAUGGCGGCACCGCCCGCGACCACAGCCGCAGUCCCAACUGAUGGCCUGACACGGAACCGCCAAGCCCGCAUGCUUCGUCCUUCUCGUCCUCGUAUCCCCUCGUCGGCCGGAUCUUUCCAUGCCGGCGCCCCAAUCCCCGACCUCGGCUCCUACCUCCGAUCUGCCUCUUACCGCCGCCGCUUGACACCAGGCCUCCGACGACAGUCCACCCACAAAUACCAUACCUUCCCCACUCCGCCGCCGAAGCCUCCCUCGGAUUCGAGUUCCGGAGGGCGCGCAAAUAGAUCUUCCGAGUCUCUCCAACGCCGCAAAGCGCAGGACGACAAGGCAGACGAACGUGACGCGACGCCGCUGCCGGUCAAGCAGCUCGUCCUGCUUGCCUGGCUGAGCCUUUGCGAACAAACGGCGCUGAACUCUAUAUCGCCAUAUCUCCCAACGAUGGUGAGAUCCUUUGAAGAAAUCCCGGCUACACAAACGGGGCUCUAUGUCGGUCUUCUCGCGUCGGCCUUUGCAUUGGCCCAGUUGACUACGAACCUGCUCUGGGGCUUUCUCUCCGAUCUGUUCGGCCGAAAACCGACAAUGAUCCUUGGGACAGGGCUCUUGAUGGUGUGCUUUGGGUUCUUUGGGUUCUGCACCACCUACUGGCAAGUGCUCGUUGUUCACAUAGCCAUGGGGCUGCUCAAUGGCAAUGCUGCCGUUGUCCCGACUUGUCUGGGUGAGGUUACGGAUCGAAGCAACCAGAGCAAAGCCUUCACAUGGCUACCAGUCAUGUACUCUAUCGGUGGCAUCACAGGCCCGGCACUGGGAGGUCUCCUCGUCCGUGAGGGGGCGGUGCGAUUUCCAUUCUUGGGCCCCAACAUUGGCAGCUCCGCGCUGUUGGCUACCGCCGUGGUCAUCCUUGCCAUCUGGCUUGACGAGACUGCUGAUGACGAGACGAUGAAAGCCGCUCGGUCACGCCUAGGCUGGCUUGAACGGCUGUUUCGCCGAAGUCAGAAGGGAAUUCAGGGCCGUAAAGGGUCAUGGAGUGCAAGAUGGCCGAUGCAUCACCAUGACGUCGCUGAUGAGGCUGAGGAUUCAUCUUCGUCCUCUGCUACAGGAAGCAAUGAUUCCCUUAGUGAAGGCAACCCUCUACUCGAUCAGUCUGGGUCGGAAGAUGACUAUUCGGACGACGACGAUGACCAUCAUUGGUCAGUUGGCGAGAUUCUUAAUCGCACAACGAUUGUGGUGCUGUUAACGUAUCUGAUAUUCCAACUGUCCAACAUCAGCUAUAACAGCUUGUUUCCAAUAUUUUCCUCUGCCAAACCCCCCACUGGCCGUGGCCUGGGGCCCGGAACAAUUGGGUUAUUGCUCUCUUUUUCAGGGCUCCUGACAAUUGUGUUUCAGAUUCUUCUCUUCCAACCCAUCAAAGCUAGGCUUGGAAAUCUGGGAACAUUUCGAUGGUCUCUCCUCGGCAUGACGGCAAGCAUGGCCCUCAUUCCCUGGAUCGGAUAUCUUGACAGCCAGCCUGUUUUUGGCCUGGGCAGCGGCAAAUGGUGGCUCUACGCCGAAACUUCAAUAAUUCUCUUGAUCAAGAACAUGUGCGCCAUUGGAGGAUUGUCGAGCGUGAUGCUCUUGAUCACCAACUGUGCCUCUUCGCACAAAACAUUAGCGACUCUCAAUGGGGUGGCUCAAACACUGUCAGCGGCUGGUCGUAGCGUUGGCCCUUUUGUUUCAGGCGCCUUGUUCACGGCCUCAACCCGUAUCAAACCAAAGGGUGAGCUUUUGGCGUGGGGUUUAUUUGCCGGCAUCACCCUUGUCGGCUGGCUGGGAAGCUUAACUAUCAGGGGCGAUGGCUUGGAAAGCGAUGACUGGGUUGGUGAUGAUGAGGAGGACAGCGACGAAGAUCAUGAGGAUGGGAGCGACGCAGAGCAUGGGGGGCCUUCUCGGGAGCAUGACCCAGAAAGGUGA